AUGCGUCGAGGUGGAUCGAUGGGUCCACCUGGAGGUGACCCAUAUCAGAGCCGCCCAUCACCCGGUGGCUACUACUACUCGCGUUCAUCGACCGCCGGCCAGCCGGCUCCAUCUCCAUCGCACAGUCAACAGUCCGCAUCAUCACAUCAUCCGAGAGGAGCGCCAAUGUCGCAACCAAUCGCCCGCCGCACGGACUACCGUACCGGAAGCGAACAAAUGACACCACGAUCCGAUCAUCGUGGCCCAUCAAUGGGUUACGGUAAUGGUGGUCCAAACGAUCCACGGUUAGAUGAGGUGACUCCGUCGUACUAUGUGGAGCAUUUGGCCACUUUUGCGGUUGGAAGACAAUUUGGACUCACUUUCCCAGCUGAUGGAAUUCGGAAACUUAAACAGAUGGAAAAGAACUCCGCCAUCUGGGCACAACCUCUAAUUCUUCGGUUUCGACACCACGCCGUAACUGUCGAGGAUGAAAGUGGCGAGCUUGUGGAGCAAUUCCCAUUGGAGCUCAUCGAACAGCCGACAGCACAUGUUAGCAACGAUUCUCGGGAGACUUAUAACAACGUCUUGUUGUUCGUUGUCCGGGAGGAUAGGAAGAGAAUGAGCACGCCGACUGAAAUGCACAUUUUCCAGUGCAUCCGUGUCUCCGCGACGGACGUGGCCGAAGAUCUCAAAAACUACAUCCACGGCCAGUUCCGUCGUGUACGCAAUGGUCGACGAAUCGCCGCACCGACGCAUCUUCAAGCUCAGCAACAUCAAAUGCCAUUCUACCCACCGGACGACGCGUCGAUCAGCAGUGAAACAUCGGAAAUGUUCGAACGAGAUGUGAAUACUCUAAACCGUUGUUUCGACGACAUUGAACGAUUUGUGGCUCGCAUUCAAUCGGCAGCUCUGGCUCAAAGAGAAAUCGAACAACAGAAUCAUAGAUACCGUACUGCGAAUCGUCGUGACAAGAAGAAUCAACAGCCACCAGACCCGAAUGGGAUCCUUUUCAUGAGAGCUCAACUUCCAAUUGAAUCCGAAUUCGUUGACAUUCUCAAAAAGUUUAAACUCUCUUUCAAUUUGUUGGCAAAGCUGAAGAACCAUAUCCAUGAGCCGAAUGCUCCCGAACUUCUUCAUUUCCUUUUCACCCCUUUGUCAGUGAUUUUGGAGGCGUGUCAUUGGGGAUUGGGUCGGAAUAUCGCUCCAACUGUUGCUUCUCCAUUACUAUCACUGGAGGCUAGAGAGCUCAUGCAGAAUUGUUUGACAUCGAGAGAAAGUGACGUGUGGAUGAGCUUGGGAGAAGCAUGGAGAACUCCACCAGACGAGAAACGCCGAAUGCACGCCGAAAAAGACCUGAUCAAAAAAGAGACGGCCCAACCGGCCGAAGUGGUCCCCAUACCCCAUCAACCAAUCACCAAACGAUACGAUCCUCCAAUCUCGGCGUCUCCACCACCGCUUCGUUCUGGAAACUACUCACACGUCAAGGUUACGGUAGAUUCUGAUACAUCGCCACGUCAACAAGCAUUCAUUGAUGACGUUGUUGGAAGAGGUGGAAAGUUGGCAGUGGUUACGUAUGAGAGACCAGGACAGAAUGCAAAGGAGUUGACUGUUCAUAAGGGAGAGUAUUUGGAGGUGCUCUUCGACGAGCGUAACUGGUGGGAGUGCAAGAACAUGCAUCAGAGAGUUGGAUAUGUUCCACAUACGAUUUUGUCAAUGGUGCCGUUUGAGCAACAACAACAAUAUGCGGUAAGAGUAAUUAAAAACUUUCAAAUUGAAUAUGAGGAAAAUGUACACGAUCAGAAGUUCGGGAAUGCUGAAACAAACUUGCUUUAUGGAACCGAAAAAGUUAUUUUUAACGAACAUUUAGGUUUAUUAGGCUCCUCAAACAAACGUUUUAAAUUAGAAAAACAAAUUUCCUGCUUCACAACUAUUUCAAAAAUUCAAAAAUUCGAAGAAUAUCCACAAAAUUCCAAUGUCGAAUUAAUAAAAUCUAAGACAAUAAAUUCAAUCUCAUUUAUGAGAAUUUCAAAACAGUACUUUAUAGAAUUUUUCCAGUCCCCCAACCACAACAACACCUCAUCCAACGUCUACAAUAAUGGCCAUCAUCAGGGUCCAGGUAUGCUUCCAGAAGACGCUCCAUCCUAUGUCAAAGAGCGACUCCGCCCAACACCGGCCUACAAUCCACCAACGCCUCUUGUAUCAGAUGUUGGAAUUCAAGUCGAAACUCAUCAAAAACCGAUUCCUCCACCUCCAAUGCCAGUUGUUGCUCCACCACCACCGCCACCAAUCCACGCUCCAUCGGCGGUCGAGUUGAUUCGACCACCAAUACCGAAACCUCGUCCCCAAUUGGAAAUUUACACAAGACUUCAGAACCCCCAACUCGUCGCCGAGAUGAGCGACACACUUGGAAAAACGGGCGGCGAGAUAUUGAGACCAUCAAUGCAGAGAGCUACACGGGUGGCCAUCAACGAGAAGUCUUCUCCAGAAGACGUCCAUCGUUGGUUACAGGAGAAGGGAUUCUCACCGAGAGUAAUUGACCUAUUGGAUGGUCAAGACGGUGCCAACCUGUUCUCCCUAUCCAAACUUCAUCUUCAACAAGCUUGUGGAAGAGACGAGGGUGGAUAUCUCUACAGUCAAUUGUUGGUUCAGAAGAAGAGGAGUGGGUUCCGAACACACACUGGCGACGAGCUGAAAGCGAUUCUGAAUCACCGACGAACCCACGUUGAACUGUCAAACGAAGCACCGGCUGAUGAACCCGUUUUUACUAUUAAUCCA
Molecule: messenger RNA, 2754 nt
Organism: Caenorhabditis briggsae
Lineage: Eukaryota; Metazoa; Nematoda; Chromadorea; Rhabditida; Rhabditidae
Gene: Cbr-eps-8
Product: Protein CBR-EPS-8
Biological process (GO): Rho protein signal transduction; regulation of Rho protein signal transduction
Cellular component (GO): plasma membrane
Molecular function (GO): actin binding
Source: RefSeq, a predicted model, not a curated record